AUGACGGGACAAUCAUCAGACACCGCUGCAGGCAUCACUGCGUAUGAAGUCUGCCUUCGAACUCCUCUCCAGGUUGCGGAUAUCAAGAGAGUUAACAAUCUUAUCAAUGAUCAAGAUUUUUUUGCCCUGAGGUCUAUCAGAAUUCCAGUGAAAAAGUUCAGUGUAUUGACCGAAACACAUGUCUCUCCAAAAGGAAGACCAGUCCUUCGGCCUGCUCACUGUUCCCCAGAAGUGCAGGAAACGUCACCUUCUGAUAAAUUCUCUGCUAAUGAGACUGCUGGCAACUUCUUAAAAGAAGUGGAUCGAGAUAUAGAAGAAAUAGUGAAGUGUAACGAUACAAAGAGAGAGAAUCUUAAUGAAGUUGUUUCUGCCUUAGCAGCCCAACAGAUAUGUUUUGAAACUGAUGGUAAAACUAAAAAAUGCAAGGAUCCUUACUAUGGAGCAGAUUGGGGUAUAGGAUGGUGGACAGCUGUAGUGAUUAUGUUGAUUAUUGGCAUAGUAACUCCAGUUUUUUAUCUCCUGUAUUAUGAAGUUCUAGUGAAAGCAGAUGUCAGUCACCAUUCUACAAUGGAAUCUUCCCAUUUGUUUGUCACAGCAGCAUCGCAUCAGAAACAAAUAGAAAAUGGAAUAAAUCCAGCGAAUAUUAUAAAUGUUGAUAAUCAAGGAGAUCUUCAGCCUAACAACGGAAAACCCCAGGCAACUGUUAUUCAUAGACGCGUAACAUAGCAUUAGAUAAAGGGGAAACCAUAGAAUGCAAAAUGCAUAUGGGACGCAGAGAAAAUGCGUGCUGAUGUGUGACUUGCCUUCAUGGGUAGUGUUCCAGUUCAAGGGUAUUUCUGUGGAUCAUGUAGUCUCUGAAUAUGCCUGAGACAGGCGAUUUUAAUGCAAGAUUGGGAUAUAAAUUAAGGUAUAAAGUUGUCUCUGAAGCUUUGCACUUUUUUCUAUUUUGAUAGGCAUAUGUUUUUUAAUUAAUAAUGAGGUGAAAAAAUGUAGUUCGAACUAACACAUGAGGAGUCUCACUGUACGUUUUACAGCCCUAAAAUGGGCAUUUGGGGAUAUCUAACUUUUAAACAUCUUAAAGUAUUUAUAGAAUGCAUAGUACACUUGACAUUUUAAUACCAGGUUUACAGUUGUCAGUUAAAACUGCGUUCUUAUAACUUUAUCUUUCUUAGAGUAAGAGGUUUUUUUUAAAACCCAAUCAUUCCAUAAUUAAUUGCCACUAUGAAGUUCUUUUUUACAAGUGACUUUUAUAGAGGCAGUACUUAAGCUGGAAUCUUCAAAUCUUGUGCCUGUGGUCAACUGAUUCUUUAGUGCUUUUCAGUAUAGGCAGUAGGAUAAUUUGUUUUCUAUGUGUGCAACACUGUGCCUCAACACAGUCCAAGUGAGAGUCUUGCUGGAACUUCACGUCCCUCCGUGGUAUCCUACUGAAAACUGACUGGACUGGACUGCACUUCUCAUCUGGUCAGCUGUGUAUAGAACAAAAGAAGCGCAGAUGUGCGGCACCUUACUGUGUCAGCUUCAGCAGCCUAUUUUAUGCUAAUGAAUUUUUUUUGUUCCCCCUCCAGUUAAUCUCAGUUCAGGACCAACUGAUUCUUCGGACAGCAGUCACAUGGGUACUGAGUAUGCUAAUGGUCACGUGCCCAUGAACCUCAAACACUAACUUUUUCCUGAAAUCUCCUAGAAAACUUCAAAUGAGAUUUAAUGGCUGCUAGCAAGAAACUUAAAUUGCAGCAGAAUAGACCAGUUGCAGCUUCAGACUUGUUCUUUAUGUAGUGUAGUGUAUUCAUCAACCACUCUGUUCUUCAAUGUUUUACUUGCGGUUUCAUGAACAACCUUGUUUCUCCCCUCUUUUCUUCCCUACCUGAAAAUGCUACAAGAUAAACAAAAAAAAAUCCCAGACUCUUCCUACAGAAAGGAGGUACUUGUGUACUCAGAAUAUUUUUAAAUAAAAACUGAGAUGCUGCCUAUAACUUUGUUAUAUUUGCCUUGUGGAGUAAGACUUCCAUUGCCCAGUUCCCAAAAUAACUGACUUGAAUAGGACUUGCAAAGAGAGAAGUGGAAAAGUAUCACUAUCCUUUAAACUACUAUUUUAAGCUUUCCUUUGAGUGUCUUGACUAAGUAUAUAUGGUAUAAAAAAAUCUGAUAAAGUGAAUGUUUCCUAGCUAUUGGAGGUAUCCCAAAGUGCUUCAUCAACUUAAAUUUUUAAAGUAAAAACUCAUGCCUCAUCUAUUCUUGGGGCAAAUAUUCUUCACUGGCAUGCUAAGUGUAUGAACCGUGAAUUGGAUAACUUUUAAUGUAUUAUAUUGAAAUUGAAGCAGGCCAGAGCUUAAAGGGAAAUGCUGUACAGUUGGAUCUGCGAACUAUGAUCUGUGGCCCUUGAACCCUUUGAUUGAAGUGCUACCUGUGGAGGUAGUGUGACUACACUUCCACACUAGAAGAGGGACUGCAAACAGGCAUGAACUUCAUGUUUCACGUAACACUUGUUUUCAAAGAUCUUUUAAAAUCAUUGUUCUUUUCAUGAAAAGAAUAUGCUAAUAACACAAGCAUGAAUACUGAAAUACUUGUUCUGGGUAAGGCUGUAUGAAAAAUUUCAUUGCAAAAUAAUUUAUGGUGGCUAAUGUGAUACAGCUUCCAUGGCUAAAACAUUAAAAGGUGACUUGCCCUAGUCCAGACAACAGAGCUUUGGCACAUGAAGACAAACAUUUUCUAGGUAGGACUGAAACUUGGUACACAAUCUGUCAGUUUUUUGCUGCAAGCUUAUUUGCUGGUUUGCUUCUCUCCCCUUCAUUCUGUUUCUGAAACCUCAACAUUUUUAAUACUUUAUCCUUCAAUUUCUUACGAAAUUGUCACAGAACAUGAAAUUAGCUAUUGUGAUGAUGCAACAUAAGCCUAAUUUCCUGCACGUACCUGAACUGAUGGGUAUUAAAAUUGCCAUCAGUACAGAAGUGAACUUAACUUCAGUUGUGGUUUGACUCAGUCAAGGUGGUCUCUAUCCUGUUGAUGUACGAGUAAAGAGAGCAGUGGUUAACUGUUGCUUUUCGUCCUGUGGCAGUACAGCUGAAUAGUUCUCUAGUUUAUUUUGGGCUUUGGGCUUUUACAGUGUUGGAAGGCCUGUGGCUUAUUGUCACUGAGUUAAGUGUGAUGGGCCUUUAUUUACCUUAGGAUAAGCAGUCGUUAGAAAAACACAAGGGGAUAUAGCUGUUUUAUUGAACCAUAUUAUACUCUAACCAAGCACCUAGCAUGGUUUUACUAUUUUAUUACGUAGCAUAUUUCAUAUGGCGUAUUUUUAAUUUAGAGAGUUAACUUUAUCAGAAGAUACAGGAGGUCUCUCUCCAAGGUUGUGGGACUCCCAGUACUGGUGAUCUACAAGCAUCAGCUGGCUUGGCUUUCUGCAGUAUGCAGGGAUAUUUACUGGUUUUUCCAAAGUACAACACGAUUGGCAAUGCAUCAUCACGUCAGCCCUGAAUAAACAGGGUAACUAACUGCUCUGUAUGGAACUUAAAUCUGAUUUAAGUUAAAAUCUCUAAAGUUAGUCUUUUAGAAACUGACUUGUUUAAAAAAAACCAAACAAACCAAAACAACCGAGUGGUAAGUCAUGUUUUAGAUUAAUUACAACACAUUGUUGAUCAGGAAGUUGGUUUUAAAUUUAAGUGCAUAUUGCACUGUUGGAUCAUGUAAAAUGUAAAUGCUUUAAAUCUGCUAUAUUUUGGAGUAUGUUGUGACAAAUAGUCUUUGUAUAACUAUUUUAUAAAGGCUGAAAAUAUAACUUUCUAAAAUAAUCCUGACUGAGGACGCAAGUCUUAUUUUAAAUACUUCUGCUCCUCUGCUUUUAGAAGAACAUAGGUAAUGUAUGUAAAAUAAAGAUUUUAUUUUAGACUGCAGUGGAAGUGGUGCAUAUCGUAUUCUUAGCUCUAUAUACUUUGCAUGUUUUAUUACAGGAGGCCACUACUUGUAUUUGUUUUGGCUAGUUUUUAUGUGUGAGCUAAAAUAAAAUCCUUGGCCAACAACUAUUUUGUUGGCAGUAGCUGCAUAUAGCAUUCGUAUCUAACAUACCAUAACGGGAGCCUUAAUGGUUUAUCCUGUGCAUGCCUUGUAGAACUUGGAACUUUUCUGCGUAAAGUUCUGAGGACUUGUGAAAUGAGGAUUAAGAAAUAGGCAUGAAAAAUUAAGGUAGGGAUCAGUGAAGUUCUUAGAUGGUGAUCUCCCUACACACUGAAAGCAGUGCAUUCUUGUGUGAAGUAGCAAUGUUCUUCUGCUAUGCUAUUAAGAUAGGAUUUGAAUAUUUGCCUGUCCAAACCCAAGGUUUGCUAAGACCAAAGAAAGGUCUAAGUUUUAUCAGCAUUGUGGUCUUGCAAUAAAUUCUAAGCAAACAGAAAAUCAGCUCAUAAAAACAGCUGCAAGUGUUAUGCCUCUGGAACAGCACAAUCUCGUUCCAUUUCAGAAGUGCCUUGGCACAGAGCUGCAUCAUUGCAGAACUUGUGUUCAUAAGCGUUGGCCUUAUUUGCCGUUGUUAAACUAGUCCUAGAAGGUCCAUUCUAAGACUCUGUGGUUCCCUCUGGAGGACAGAGGUGACCAUAGUUCACCUUUUAAAGGUCUCAGAAAGACCUGAUUUCUGCCAUAGUAGUAUUUCCCAACAGUAUAGCAGGGAGGCAAUUGUCUCUCCCAUGAGCAGUAUGAACAAUGAAGAAAGUCAUCGGUCCCCAAGAAUUAGCGUCUGCUACAAAAUAAGGUAUUGUGCCUGCUCAGGCAAGCCACCGCUUGUGACCAAAUUGUAACUCGGGCAGUAAUGCUUUUCCAGUGUUAAUUCUCUAGUUCUGUCUUUGGCAAAAGCCAUCUAUUUUCAUUCCUUGUGUGAAAGGCAAGGAGCCUUGUUUACCUUGCAUAGGGGGAAACAGCUAGUAGAAGAUAAUACUAGUUAUACUUGAGGCAAACAAGUUUAAUUUUCAACAUGCUUACCUUGUUCACCACACCUUCUGUCUUUCUCUUGUAUAUCACAUGCAAGAAACAGGCACACCUGUUCAAGAAACAACUGCUGGCAUGUGUGAUGUUAAAAGAAAAUGAUCAGACAGAAUACAUUUCCUAUGCAAUACAGCAGAAUGUUUAUUAAACACUGUUUGUAUAGCUAUGAACACUUCAAAAUAAAAUUGGUAUACCUCAGGUGUGACCUGGCAUAGCAUUUUAGUUUAAUUUCCUUUACAUCUGAUAUGAAUUUUAUCAGAACACUUGAAAGCUACACCUUAAGGAACAAAUUCUUAUUGCAUACAGAAGUUCAUAGAAUAAUGCAGUACUGUUUUCCAGUCAGCAGUGAGGUAAAGUACUACUUGACAAAACGCCAACUUGCAAGGAAAACUUCCAUACUUUCCUUUGCUGAUAAAAGAAUUGGUUUUGUUUUAAAACUGUUCUUUCAUUAGACCCGAUAACAGCACUAGUUAUCAGGAACAGAAUGAUUUAAAAGUAAAA
Molecule: messenger RNA, 5460 nt
Organism: Aptenodytes forsteri (emperor penguin)
Lineage: Eukaryota; Metazoa; Chordata; Aves; Sphenisciformes; Spheniscidae
Gene: LYSMD3
Product: LysM domain containing 3
Biological process (GO): Golgi organization
Cellular component (GO): Golgi apparatus
Source: RefSeq, a predicted model, not a curated record